AUGAAUCCUCUCGACAACCCACUUUCGGAAAACGACCAAAUUGCCUCUUCGUCACUAGCAAAACAGCAACAAAAUUCGGAAAAAAUGAAAAACAAACUUUUCGACAAAGCUCCUUUGGAAGAAAAUACAUUAGGAGUAACUUCGACUCAAGAUAAUAAUAAUUCCGAAAAAAGUAAGAAAGACACAAGCAUGAAACAUAAACUCUUCAAAUUUUCAUCCGAUUUUAAAAAGUUUAUUGGAUUCAUCGGUCCUGGUUACGUCAUUGCGGUGGGAUAUCUCGAUCCCGGAAAUUGGGCAACCGAUCUAUCUGCUGGAUCGCGGUUCGGGUAUUCGCUGUUGUUUGUGAUCUUUUGCUCCAAUCUGAUGGCAAUGUUGUUGCAAUCACUGUCAGUCAAGUUAGGCGUGGUUACAGGAAUGGACUUGGCACAAGCUUGUCGGGCUUAUUACUCAAAAUACGUAAAUUACUUCCUUUACGUGCUCUGCGAACUUGCCAUAAUAGCCUGUGACUUGGCUGAGGUUAUUGGUAGCGCGAUUGCACUGAAUCUUCUAAUUGAUAUUCCGCUUCCGUGGGGAGUUGCUAUCACAGCGGUUGAUGUAAUAAUAAUAUUAUUUUUAUAUCGAGAUAAUGAUAUGAAAUCUGCACAUAUAUUAGAAUCAUUAGUGAUGUUAUUAGUUGGUGCAGUUGGGUUAUGCUUUGUUUUAGAAUUGGUAUACGCUAAACCUAAUAGUGUGGACGUGUUAAAAGGUUACUUGCCUAGUGCCGGCAUAUUCACAAACAGAGAAGAAUUAUAUAUUGCGGUGUCGAUUGUGGGUGCUACAGUAAUGCCGCAUUGCAUAUACUUGCAUUCACAUCUUGUAAAGGCUCGGAAAUUUCGGGAAGAAAGUCGAGAGAUUAAGUGUCAUAAGCAUAUUGGAUUUCUUGAAAAUGGCGACACUUUAAAGGAUUUUUUCAAGAGAAUCACCCAGAGCACAAUAUACUUUUCUGUAGUCGAUUCGAUUGUAGCAUUAACAUUUGCAUUGUUUGUGAAUUCUGCAAUUCUGAUAGUGUCGGCCGCAAAUUUCUAUUACGUCUCAUCACAGCCAUUAGUGGCAGGCUUAUACGAUGCGUACAAUCUACUGACAUCUUAUCUGGGAAGAGCGGCUUCAACAAUAUUUGCUAUAGCAUUAUUGUUCGCCGGACAAAGUUCAACACUCACAGCUACAAUUGCGGGUCAAAUUGUGAUGGAGGGGUUUACCGAUAUGAAAUUAAAACCUUGGGUGAGAAGGUUGGUGACGAGAUUAAUAGCCAUUGUCCCGGCAAUGAUAAUUGUGAUAUGGAAAGGUGCAUCUGGAUUAAAUGAUCUAUUGGUGGGAAGUCAGGUAGCACUGAGCAUACAAUUACCAUUUGCUGUAGUUCCUUUGGUGUGGUUUACUAGUCGUAAAGAAUUUAUGAGAGUUGAUGUUAGAGAAUUGAUAAAGAGGGAGUUGCAAGGUGAAGAAGUGAUGAAUGAUGCUGAAGGAAUCGAAAAUCAACUUGGUGAAAAAACAAUUACUAAUAAGAAACUAUCUGGUCCAUUUUAUUCCGACUUGCUGAGUCAAAAAUCUACGCCAAACAGUAGUAAAAAUGAUGACAUUUCUGAUGACAAAAGAUAUAUAGAAUUUUCGAAUUCUUACUUACUUAUAAUUACCGCCUGUAUUGUUAGCUUUACAAUAAUUUCCUUAGAUUUAUAUUUGGUUAUUGAUAUUAUCAUCGGCGCUGUAAGAGGUUGA
Acaulospora morrowiae is the source of this 1749-nucleotide messenger RNA. Lineage: Eukaryota; Fungi; Glomeromycota; Glomeromycetes; Diversisporales; Acaulosporaceae. The record is from the annotation of a GenBank genome assembly.